Messenger RNA from Peromyscus eremicus (cactus mouse), 1067 nucleotides. It is a transcript of the gene Cpo, whose product is annotated as carboxypeptidase O. Gene Ontology annotation, molecular function: zinc ion binding; metallocarboxypeptidase activity. Gene Ontology annotation, biological process: proteolysis. The record is from RefSeq and is a predicted model, not a curated record. Lineage: Eukaryota; Metazoa; Chordata; Mammalia; Rodentia; Cricetidae.
AUGGCCUUAUUGGAGGAGAGGAGCCUUGAGACCUAUUUUUAUGAGAGAUAUCUCCCCAUGGGAGAGAUCUAUCAGUGGAUGAACCAGGUCAGCAAGAAGUAUGCCGAAGUGGCGACUCAGCGUUCGGGAAUGACCUCUGAGACCUGGCCCAUGUCCUACCUGAAGAUCAGCAAACCAUCCAACAGUCCCAAGAAGACCAUUUGGAUGGACUGUGGAAUUCAUGCCAGAGAAUGGAUUGCCCUUUGCUUUUGCCAAUGGUUUGUGAAAGAGAUUCUACAGAAUGAUAAAGACAACACAAGGCUCAGGCUCCUUAAGGAGUUGGACUUCUAUGUGCCUCCACUCCUCAACAUUGACAGUUAUAUCUACACUUGGACAACAGGGUGAACAGAUCCUCUCUGGAGGAAGCCCUGCUCAUUCCGUAAUAAUGGCACAUGCUUUGGAGCAAAUCUCAAUUGAAAUCUCAGUGUCUCCUGGUGUGGUAUGGGCGCAAUCACAAACUGCCAAGAUUUAACAUUCUGUGGGAUAGAACUGGUGUCAGAACUAGAGACUAAAACAGUCUCAAGCCGUAGAGAAAGCAAGAAAAGAGACAUCCCGUGCUUCCUGACCGUACACUCUUAUGGGCAGCUCAUCCUCACACCAUAUGGCUACACCAAAAAUAAACCAAGUAACUACGAAGAACUAAUUCAAGUUGGACAGAAGGCGGCAGAUGUAUUGAAAGCAAAGCAUGGAACCAAUUAUAGAGCUGGAUCGAGUGCAGAUAUUUUAUAUGCUACGUCAGGAUCCUCAAAAGACUGGGCUCGAGACAAUUGGAUCCCCUUCGCACGCACAUUUGAGCUGAGGGACAAUGGGACCCAGGGUUUUUUCCUGCCUGAAGCUCUGAUCCAGCCCACACAUGAGGAGACCAUGGAAGCUAUGCUCACACUCCGUGAUGGUGUGUGUGAGAGUUACUGACUCACCCACAGUGCCAGGGAGGCGACAACCACAAUCUUGGCACUGACCAUGGUGUGCUUCUUCACAGCUCUCCCCUAAGUGCCGCCUGCCUUGGCCUGCUUAGGUGAAGGUGUGUG